CGACAUCUGCCGUCAGCGCCGAAGCGUGUGCAGUGACCACUUGUGGCAACCCCGACAGCCUGAUUGCUCCUUGCCAUGCUGCCUUCCUCCCCUUCUUCCAGCGCCUGAUAUCUUGCUUUGAAAUGGUUUCAGUCUUUGCGUCGCCAGCAUAGAAUUCUUGACACAUCGAUGGACGGGCGCGGUCCUUUCGACGCUUCUUCUAUCAUGGCUCGAUGGGCAAGGAGGAUCGAGAGGUGCUGCUGUCGAUGCGCCACGUACUUCCCCCUCGCCUUCGUCUACGGCAUCACAUCAUGGGCUGUGUUUGUCGACUGUAACAUAGGGCUAAAUGCCCCGAAAUCAUCUUGGAUAGGCACGUGGUCCUCGCUGCUUGCCGUCAUCCUCUACGCCCUGCUGAACUGGUCCUACACGACGGCCGUCUUCACCCCGCCCGGCAGCACGACCAACGACAGCGGGUACAGCACCCUGCCCACCAACGAGCCCUCCCGUGCGACCACCAGCCCGACCACCUUCACCGUCAAGUCCAACGGCGAGAUCCGCUUCUGCAAGAAAUGCCAGGCCCGCAAGCCCGACCGCGCCCACCACUGCUCGACCUGCCGCCGCUGCGUCCUCAAGAUGGACCACCACUGCCCCUGGCUCGCCACCUGCAUCGGCCUGCGCAACCACAAGGCCUUCCUGCUGUUCCUCAUAUACACCACGCUCUUCAGCAUGUACAGUUUCCUCGUGUCGGGCGCCUGGACGUGGGAUGAGAUCGUCAGCGACGUGACGUAUGUCGAGUCGCUGAUGCCCGUCAACUACAUCGUCCUGUGCGUCAUCGCGGGCAUCAUAUCGCUGGUCGUCGGCGCCUUCACAGCGUGGCACAUCAUGUUGGCGGCCCGCGGGCAGACUACCAUCGAGUGUCUCGAGAAGACCAGGUACCUCUCACCGCUGCGCAAGACGCUGCAGAAUGCCUACCAGGCACAGCACACCGACGGGCGCGGCGUCCCGAUGCCCCGCUACGGCCAACAACUGCUGGACACGCACCAGAACAUACUGCCGGGGGUCACCCGGCCCGAGGAGGGCGAGGAGCUCCGCACCCUGGCGCCGAGCCAGAGGGACGAGGAGAGCGCGACGCUGAUCAGCGGCAUGCCGAGGCACCUUUCCUACGACGAGAUGGAGCGCCAGCGCGCGCGCAAGAGGUACGAGGAGUACCUCGAGGAGCAGGACAGCAGCAAGCUCCCCAACGCCUUCGACCUGGGCUGGAGGCGGAACCUGCUGCACCUCUUCGGGCACAACCCCUGGCUGUGGGGCGUGCCCAUCAUCAACACCACCGGCGACGGCUGGACGUGGGAGCCGUCGCCCAAGUGGCUCGAGGCCACCCAGCGCAUCGAGCGCGAGCGCAACGAGCAGCGCGCGAGGGAGCAGGCCGCCGGCUGGGGCGUGCCGGACGACGGCGGCGGCGACGUCGGGUCGGAGCUGACGCCGCCGUCCUGGAACCCGCCCCUGGGGGGCGCCGGCCGCCACUACCGGGACGAGAGGCCGGCCCCGCCGCGCAAGACGCCUAGCAAGGCCGACAAGGUCCUGGGCAGGGACCCCAACCUGUACGCGGACCAGCCCGGCGUGAACAUGAGCAGGCUGAGCCCCGCGGCCAGGAGGGACGAGGCGGCGGCGGCGGCCAGGCGGAGGAAGCCGGACGACAUCUACGGGGACAACGACAGCCUGUUCGACACGAGCGACGACGAGCCGGACGCCGAGGAGGAGCAGCAGCAGCAGCAGCAGCAGAGGGGCAAGGGCAGCCCCGGGCCCCUGAACCCGAGGCCGGGCAGCCCCGGCAACCCGUUCAACAGCAGCAGCAGCAGCAGCGGGGGGCGGAACAUGGGCGUCGGCAGCGGCGUGAGCGGGCUGCUGCGGAAGGCGUCGAAUAACUCCCUGGCGAACGCGCACGCCAACGCAAAACACAAGCAACGGCAGGACGAGGACGAGGUGGACUGAUUGUGGCUUUUUCCUGUCUGUCUGUCUGUCUGUCUGU
Molecule: messenger RNA, 2005 nt
Organism: Diaporthe batatas
Lineage: Eukaryota; Fungi; Ascomycota; Sordariomycetes; Diaporthales; Diaporthaceae
Exons: 2
Coding region: 169-1968 (599 amino acids)
Molecular function (GO): palmitoyltransferase activity
Source: RefSeq, a predicted model, not a curated record